Molecule: messenger RNA, 810 nt
Organism: Pneumocystis jirovecii RU7
Lineage: Eukaryota; Fungi; Ascomycota; Pneumocystomycetes; Pneumocystales; Pneumocystaceae
Exons: 5
Coding region: 1-810 (269 amino acids)
Biological process (GO): intracellular protein transport; vesicle fusion; Golgi to vacuole transport
Cellular component (GO): membrane; SNARE complex; endomembrane system
Molecular function (GO): SNARE binding; SNAP receptor activity
Source: RefSeq, a predicted model, not a curated record
AUGUCUUUUGCUGAUUUGUAUGAUACAAAACCUUUACUAUCUUAUAAUAAUUAUACUGAUAAUUCGCUUGAACAUCAUGAAUAUUAUACUUUAGUACAACAAACAUCUCGUAAUAUUUUUACUAUUAAUUCAAAUACUUCAGCCAUAAAUCAGCUUCUUAAUGUUCUUGAGACGAAGAGAGAUAUGGAAAAUACUCGAAAUCAAUUACACAAAUUAACUGAAGAUACUCAUGAAAUUGUAAAGAUAACAAUGUCAUUCAUUAAGCAAUUAUCUAAGUAUGAAUUCCCUUUAGAUUCUCACAAUAAAUUUACACAACAAAAACUUUCAAAUGAUUUUUCUAAUGCUCUUAUAAAUUUCAAAAAAGCUCAAAGUGUCUCAGCAGAGCGUCAAAAAAAAUGUAUACAUGUUUCAGAAACAAUUAUUGAAGAUGGCGAACAAGAAAGAUCACCCCUUCUUCAAGAUCAAUCCAGAAUGCAGCUUGUUGAUGGUUCAGAAGUAGAGUUUAACGAAUUAUUGAUUUUAGAACGCGAAUCAGAGAUUUGUAAUAUAGAGUCUGGUAUUACAGAAUUAAACGAAAUCUUUCGAGACCUAGGUGCUAUUAUAUCAGAACAAGGAAUUAUGAUAGACAAUAUUGAAAAUAAUAUAAGCACAACAUUGUCUCAAGUAAUUCAUGCUGAUAAUGAGCUCAAAAACGCUGACAAAUACCAAAAAAAAACACGGAAUAGAUCAUGUUAUUUAUUGUUAAUUUUAAGCACUAUAGUUACCAUAGUGGUUUUAACGGAUAACUUAAUCCAUCAGACUUGCCUUUAA